AUGAUCGAUGGACUCGACUCGAGCUGGGCACAACCCCGAGCGGCCGACCUGCUGUCCAGGGCCCUCGGGGACUCGACAGAUGCGGACGGAUUCAUGUUCCAGUCCUCGACGUCGUCUGCCAUCAACAAUGAGAUGCGAUUCGCCGCUGAGCGUUCGCUUCGCACGUCCUUCAUUGCCCUCGCAAGCGUCAACGUCGUGGCCGCUGCGGCGACGGCGGUGGGCAUAUUCUUCGAUUGCUACCUCCAGGCAAGGAGGAAAGACCCAGGCUUCAGUCUCAAGUCGUCAUUGCUCACCAUCAUUGGGCCCAAAGAGACCUUUCCCUACAUCCUGUCCCUGGGCAUCGCUAUCCAGGGCAUCAUCUUUGCCGCGGCUCAGUCUCUCGGACUUGGAGCCAUUCUGACUCUGGGAUGCACGGAGACCUCUCAGAUGAUGCUUCCAGCCCUCUUCAUCGUGCCGUAUAUUCAGCUCGUCUUUGGCUUGGAGACGGCCAUCCGAGCCCUCGCACGCCAGCCGUUUCCCCGCAGUCCAAGAUGGACUCUUCCGGUCUGCCUCGUGGUUGUGCUUGUCGCCUUAAUUGCGACCUAUGCCGUCACACGUGCUGCAGUCCCGCCCAACUUCUGCUUCGCCGAGCUCUUGUGGCUGGUGCAGCGAUGGGCCCUGGGAUCCUUUGCCUUUCUCACCUUGCUCGCCGGCAUCAUGCUCAUCGGCAGCCUCAUCAUCUGCAUUCGGCUGUUCAAGUCUUCGGGCAUUUCCGAGGCGCAGAGGACCACGGCGUCGUGGACGACGUGCUACAUGCUCCUCGCGCUUGUCACCACGGUGAUGAUGGUUCCCUUCUUCUGGAGCCUGUACGCCGAUGACACGGGCAGGAUCACGCGCCACCAAACGCGGUUGUCUAUGGCGGCCACCAUCGUCGUGAACCUGUCUGGUCUCUUGACCGGGGGUCUCUACGUCCUACUUCGCUUCACCAAGCUGGGAAAGCUCGGCCGGGGGGGCUACUUGGAAUUCGACAGGCAAAAGCCCGCCAUGGGAGAACGCUCAUCGACUCCGGGCAGCUCCAUCUACACUAAGCAGCUGGAGCAGCCUGUAUCGCCUGUGCGGCUGGAGCAGAUGAGGCGCGACCUCGAGACGGGCGACGGAGCGAGGAGCGAGAAGAUGUCGGCCUGGCCGACAGCAUUCGCCGCCCAGGCGGCUCGACCGCAAACCCCCGGCGUCACCAUGCCGAUUCCUCAGAUCAUGUCGCCUGAGAUGGCCUUUAUGGCUGGUACUCUACCGGGCCAAAACCCUGGCCUCCGCCAAGACUCGUACAACCUCUUCCCAUCCAGACAAGGGGCGCCUGACACCAAGUCGUCGUAUCUCCUCCCCGCCGUUGCACAUAACCCAGACGCCUUGUCGGCCGACGAGCUAUUGCCGCCCGCAGCAGCCUGGACGGCGCGACACGAGCGCAAGUCGUCGCUGGCAUCGUCGGCGACGGUGCAGAUUGCGCUGAGGGUGUCCAACAUCAACGACAUGCCACCGGUUACCUCGUCAUACCAAGAACCCCUCGACUCGGACGGCCGCAACUAUCGGGGCGACCUGGGCCUGGCAAUCUCGACGGAUCCUUUUGCCGACGACGCUUCACAGUAUUCGGCUUCCAUGUACGUGGACGAUGACCUCUUCGACUUUGGCGAGGCCUUGGCUCAGCAGCCACCACUCCCAACGGCCACGGACAAGACCACAUCGGACGAUGAGAUCACGCUGAGUCCGACCGUUUACGACCCGGAUCAACCAGCGACCAAGCCACGCAAGGCUGCGUCGGGUCAAUGGUUCUGA
Hirsutella rhossiliensis is the source of this 1809-nucleotide messenger RNA. RefSeq lists its product as uncharacterized. Bases 1 to 1809 code for a protein of 602 amino acids. The transcript has 4 exons. The record is from RefSeq and is a predicted model, not a curated record. Lineage: Eukaryota; Fungi; Ascomycota; Sordariomycetes; Hypocreales; Ophiocordycipitaceae.